AUGAAAAGAAUCCGGAAACAGCCUUUUCCAACAAGAGGACAGCACUUCUAAAGAUUAUUGAGGAAUCUCCGGUUCGUAAAACAAUCAUUUUCUGCAAUAAGAUUGAGACAUGUAGAAAGGUUGAAAAUGUGCUGACACGGCUGGACAGGAAAGCGUCACAGAUCAAGGUUCUACCGUUCCAUGCUGCAUUGGACCAGGCGAAACGCAUCGCAAACAUGAAGGAGUUCCUGAAGAAACAGACUACCGACUCGAUGUUCCUCGUGUGCACAGACAGAGCUUCGCGAGGGAUCGACUUCACAAACGUGAACCACGUGGUGCUCUUCGACUACCCCUGUGACCCGAGCGAGUACGUGCGCAGGGUCGGCAGGACAGCCCGCGGCGCAUCGGGUGACGGCAAGGCUUUCGUGUUCGCGGUGGGGAAGCAGGUGUCCCUGGCCAGGAGGGUGAUGGAGAGGAACCUCAAGGGGCACCCGCUACACGACGUCCCGUGCUUCCAGUUCUAGAAUUGGGGCUGAUGAUGCUUCUCUCCCCCCCACACAGCUCUAGCUAGUAUUUGCAGUAGUAUAUGAUGAUGUAUAUGCACUACUGUCACAUCUAGGAAGGAUAUGUAUGCUACUAGUGUUCUGCUGAUCAUGCCUGUGUGCUGCUGAUCAUACAUUUAUUUAGGUUAAAAAAUGUGUAGUACAAUGAGAAGCGCAAAGGUGUUUUAUAACAUUCAAAAUAAGUGCAAGGCACUCAUGUUCAGGUGA
Triticum aestivum (bread wheat) is the source of this 749-nucleotide messenger RNA. Its product is annotated as DEAD-box ATP-dependent RNA helicase 50-like. The transcript has 3 exons. Bases 216 to 503 code for a protein of 95 amino acids. The record is from RefSeq and is a predicted model, not a curated record. NCBI's taxonomy places the organism in Eukaryota, Viridiplantae, Streptophyta, Magnoliopsida, Poales, Poaceae.